AGCCGUUUUGGUCGGAGGCGCUCCCAGCUCGGCCCCGGCGGCGCGGGGAUGGAGGCGGAGAAGCUGCCGAGGCUCCUGGGGGCUCCCGCGAGGCGGGCGAAGCGAGCCUUCGCGCCGCCCAGGGCAGGCCCCGUGCCCGACCUGCCGUCCGCGCCGGGCUGCUUUCCGGCCGCGGGCCACGCUGCGUCGAAUGCCGAGGUGCCGCCGGAGAAGUGGGCGAUGACGGUGGGGCAGUGGAACGAAUUCGUGCAGUUCUGCAGGUCGACUGACAGGUGGCGGGUCCUCGACAGGCGAAGCGGUUACGUCAGCGCGCACGACGCCUGCGACCACUUCGUGAAGCCGUGGACUCGCGGAACUGGCUGUGGAGUCGCCUUGAACAUGAACGCGGCUGCCCCAAAAGAGGCGCAGCUGAUGCUCUCUCACACGUGGGCGGAGGACCUCACCGAGUGCGCCGAGGCCCUGAACGCACACUGCCGCCGCAAUGACCUAUCGACGAGUACGUGCGUGUGGUUUUGCCUGUUCUCUAACUACCAGGCGGGGGACGACGAGGGGGACGUCGGGCCGACGGUGGCAGAGCAGCUGGCCAUGGACCCGUUCGGCCACGUGAUCAGGUCGGCCCGCAAGCACCAUGGCAUGCUGGUGAUACACACCUCCCAGGCGGAGGUGUACGAGCGCCUCUGGUGCGUCUACGAGAUCGCAACGGCGCUCAGGGAGGACUGCACGACGCGGUCUGCGUGCUCUCAGAGGUAUGCGGACACUGGCAGGAGGAGGCUGCAGAGCGUGCUGGACGUGAACACAACGAAGGCAAAGUGCAGCAGCACGAAUGACGAGGCCUUUAUAUGCGACAGGGUGAGCAAGUCUGGCGGUUUCGAGAGGCUAGACAGAGAGAUCUUCCAGUUCCGUGUCAGCAUGCUCCUGGAGCAGGCCGAAGAAGCGGGCCACAAUCGCCUCGAGAGUCUUACCAAGGCCAUCACUAAAGUGGAGAAGCGCUUGGAGCUGGAGAGCUCCAGCAGCAGCAGCAUCGGCAGCUGGGUCGCCAAGUUGGGGGUCUACAGAGUUCUCUGCUUGCUGCUGGCAUUUCUUGCCCUUGGCGGGGUAUUGGCGGCGUUCGCAGCGUACCAGAGUUCACAGGGUAUCUUAUCGGACGUCGUGGUCACCCCUGAGCCAGCAGCAGUGCCGACACCACAUCCGACCUUCUCUCCGACGGCUGCGCCCUCGACCUCAACUUCUACCCCGCCUGUCGUGAUCCCGACCGCGCCUCCUAUUCCUCCUGUCGUGACCACGACCCCAAACGCAAUCCCGCCUGUCGUAACCACGACCGCGCUUCCUGUUCCUCCUAUCGUGACCACAACCCCAAACGCAACCCCGCCAGUCGUGACCACGACCACGCCUCCUGCUAUUCCUACUUCGCCUGUGACACCCAAUGGCGAAACCACGGCUGCAACCAGCACUUCUCCCGCUGCAACCAUCACUUCUCCCACGCCUCCCGCUGCGACCAGCACUUCUCCCCAUUCCACCACUUCCGCUGGCGGGCAGACCACCACCGAGCGCCUCGAGGAGGACCAGACGCCGCCCAGGGGAGGCUCCACUUUUGUGCGCCUUGUGCUCUUGAUCGGCGGAGCCGUGGCCGCGCUCGUGCUGCUGGUGCUGCUGGUCCCGCUCCUCGGGCGGCUCGGUUGCUGCUCUGGGCAGGCCGGCGACGUGGAGCGGGGCACGGCGGUGGGGCAGCCUUCGCGGCGGGUGCAGCUGGAGCGCCUGGAGCUCAUGCGGCAGAUGAUGUCUGAGGUGCGAGCGCGGGAGGCUGACCACCAGGCGGGCGUCGAGGCUGUCUGAAGCGCACCGGUGCAGGGGCCGGCGCUGCUGGCCAGCUCCCCGAGCGGCAGCGCCCGGUUGCUGGCCAUGCAGAGCGAGGCCAUGGGUCUCCCUCCGCCCAGAGGCGCCGAGGCAUUGCAUGAUGCAGCGCGGCUCUCGCUCUGGUUCCUUCGGCUCACGCCCUCGUCCUCUCCUCCUCCUGCUCGUCAUCCUGCAGUCCACUCAUGGCCCUCGUUCUCCUCCGCCAGCCACGGGCAGCGCAUUUCUCUACGGCGGCGCGCCCGGAGCGGGUCGCGGACUCGUGGGCUCAGCACCAGGAUGGGAAGAGCAGGCCCACGAGGGCAGGACCUGCAUGUGACUGCCGAGUGGGGUCGUGGCGCUGGAGGGAAGCUGAGCCCAUCCAGCCUUCCAUGCACAGAGGCCGGGCACUCGAUCGGCCGAACGAUCCUCUGGCUUCUGUGCGUGCUCCUCGCCGCGAUCCCUAUGCCUACUGUGCUAGGAAGAGAAUCUGCUCCAGGAGUUGGUUUUCGUGGAGUGCGUAACCUGCUGGGGCUGCGUGUUGGUUUGCAGCUCGCAGCGCGUUUCAUGUAUCCUAGCCGUUUCGACCGAUUGUGCAUUCGAUGCGUAUCUGGAGGAUGUUUUCGGAAACGCGGCCCUGCUAUGGUCGCAGCACCCUGUCACUUCGCGCAGCUCCCACGCUGUUGCCGCCAUGCCAGCGCACUCAUGCAUGGUCGCAUGAUCUGAUUCUGGAUUGGCCGUCCCUUCGGUGCACACGCCACCAUUCUACAGGUGCCAGGCCUAGACACACGGCACAGUGUCACGUUCCUCGCCAGCGCUGCAAGUCAUCGCUUGUACAGGUGCACGUGCGAUCACUCCAGCGCGUGGCACGGAGCAGCAUGCAUGAUGUGGCCCGCCCGCCAAGAAUCCGUCGUCGGUCGUUGCACAGCAGGGCGUGCUUGUGCUUUUCCAGCCUGCGGGGCUGCCUCGUCCUCCGCAUCCUCCCUUUGCUCCCUCUUCUUCCCCUUUCUUUUCCCUCUGCCCCCCCCUCCCCUGUCUUCGCCCCCUCCGCUCCCAUGGAGCACAGGCCGUCAGCCCCAAGGUCUCUCCAUCAUAAAGUGCUCCUUUGGCCUGUGGGCCGCCCGUGGUGGUGCCCUUCCGAAUCCACUUGGUGACUCGACCUGGAGUUGCUGACGCGUUCCUUUCAGAAGGCAACACAUUUCCCAAUCAGUGCUUGCAUUUUGGGGGGUCUUGUCGG
Molecule: messenger RNA, 3067 nt
Organism: Prorocentrum cordatum
Lineage: Eukaryota; Dinophyceae; Prorocentrales; Prorocentraceae
Source: the annotation of a GenBank genome assembly